Messenger RNA from Eurytemora carolleeae, 1474 nucleotides. RefSeq lists its product as uncharacterized. NCBI's taxonomy places the organism in Eukaryota, Metazoa, Arthropoda, Copepoda, Calanoida, Temoridae. The record is from RefSeq and is a predicted model, not a curated record. Bases 145 to 843 code for a protein of 232 amino acids. The transcript has 9 exons.
AUCAAGUAGUUCAUCUUUUACAACCCACAACGUUAAUAUUUUUCGUUUUAUACAAGAGUUUAUUAAAAAAUAAUGCAUCUCCGUGUUAAUUAUUGAGUUUUAAACAGUUCCAAGAUAUCGGUUAGACUAAAAUAAAAUGUUGAAAUGAUGAGAUUGGACGACUUAGUGAAGCUGAUCAAAAUGCGUCUCAGGCUGAAAAAUAUUCUGACUGUAGUGGUUUUUUUUGGAAUCUGGAAAAUAUUCAUUUUAGUAGUUCGGGAUGUUCAUACAACUAAAAAUAAAAAAGGGGGUGUUCAGCUCAGGCUACAAGAGGAUGACAAUGUGGACUCCUUGGACUUGAAGCUGGACAAGUAUGAGAGCGCGGAUAGAAUACUUCACUCAAAGAAGAACUCAUACAAGGAAUACAAGGAAAUCAAUGAGGAGUAUAAUGAUGAAGUGUUCAUAUCUGAUGAUGAACAGAAGAAUAAAGAUCUGAAUGAAGUGUUAACGAAGACCGAGGAAGAAUUCGUGAACAUUCCUUUACAUCAAAAUUUCCCCGAUAGUGGAAUAAUUAAUAAUUUAGUGGCAGUCAAUGCACCAAAGGCAAAGUAUGCACGAAAACGAGCAGAUAACCUUGUCUUGGAGGAUGGGGAAGGUAUUGAUCAGCUUAUAGAAGGACCAGGACAGAAGCUGGGACAUGAUGAAGUAAGUUUACUAAAGAAUACAAAUGAAACAGAUUCAGCAUUGAGAAAUCAGAAGGCAGGGAGACAGAAGAUUAACCAGGUUGUGGAGAAAUCAGUUCUAGAAAUGAAAGCCGAACUUGCAAAUUUUGUAAGAAAAGCGAAAAUAGAUGAAAUUGGAUAAAUUUAGAAAAAGGAAGCAAAGAGCUGAAAGAAAGAAAAAAGACAGCAAAGAAUAAAGGUUUUUAACCUUCUUUAUCGUGAGAAGAAGAAAUUUAAAACAUUUUAAAAAACAAUACCAAAUUUAAAAGUGUGUUAGAUUUUUUGGAUUUUUUUUUCAUUUUUGAGAGUUUUGCUAUUUGAUGAUCUCAUCUAUAUUUUCCCCUUAGUUACGUUAACAUAGAAUAGCGUGACUAACUAAGGUACAACUAUGUGAUAUGUAAAUUCUAUGUGAUUGAAAAUGUGUCAACUGAAAAAUUUUUCGUUGCUCUUUUUAUAGAUAACUGAGACUAUUUGGUCUUGACAGUAAGACCCAUAAAACUGUAAAAUAGGAAGACGACAUCUUAACAAUUUUUGUGUAUUUGAUGUAGUUUUUAAGCAAAUGGUUUUACCACUAGCAUGCAAAUUAACUUGUUAAAAUAAAUGGGUCUGUAAAGAACAAAUCCAUUGUUUCAUGUUUAUUGGACUAUUUAACAUCAUAUCUUGAGUCUAACAGUCGUAUUCGUAUUCCACAGCUCUAACGGUAAAACAAUGUAAAAUUAAUUUUAAAGAUGUAUAUUUACGCGGCUGACGCAAUAAAAGUAAUUUUACGAUAA